GCACAACAUCUAAUUGUAUAAUCAUACAAUUAGAAAAGAAAUGGCCACAUUGACUUUCUCUUCUUUAAAAAAUUCAGCUAUCAUUCUAAUAUUGCUAUAUGCCUUGACCUUUCCAUUCUCAGUAGUGAAUGCACGACCCGCCACUUUUUUACAGGAUUUUAAAGUCACUUGGUCUGACUCUCACAUAAAACAACUUGACGGCGGCAGGGGAAUUCAGCUUAUUCUUGACCAAAACUCAGGAUGUGGAUUUGCUUCGAGAAGCAAAUACCUGUUUGGACGUGUUAGCAUGAAGAUCAAGCUCGUUCCUGGUGACUCUGCCGGAACCGUCACUGCCUUUUACAUGAAUUCGGACACAGAUAACGUAAGGGACGAACUAGACUUUGAAUUCUUGGGAAACAGGACAGGGCAGCCGUACACUGUCCAGACGAAUGUGUAUGUACACGGAAAAGGUGACAAGGAACAAAGGGUCAACCUUUGGUUCGAUCCAUCCGCUGAUUUUCACACCUAUACCAUUCUUUGGAACCACCAUCACGCAGUAUUCUCCGUGGAUGGAAUACCCAUUAGAGUGUUCAAGAACAACGAAGCAAGAGGAAUCCCAUUCCCCAAAUCUCAACCUAUGGGAGUUUACUCAACAUUGUGGGAAGCCGAUGACUGGGCUACAAGGGGUGGCUUAGAGAAAAUAAAUUGGAGCAAAUCACCAUUUUACGCAUACUAUAAAGAUUUCGACGUAGAGGGAUGUGCAAUGCCAGGACCAGCAAAUUGCGCGAAUAACCCACGCAAUUUUUGGGAAGGAGCUGCUUACCAACAACUAAGCCCAGCACAAGCAAGGCAAUAUCGCUGGGUUAGAAUGAACCACAUGAUCUAUGAUUAUUGCACCGACAAAUCCAGAAACCCCGUUACACCACCAGAAUGCAUGGCCGGAAUUUGAAACUUAAAAAAUCAACUGUACGUUAAUUGUUUAUGCAUAUUCAUUUCUGCAUAUAGAUACAUAUAGUCCAAUGUUGCCCACGCGUCCUUUGCGCACCCUACAAAUAGAGUGGUAGAGGAGGGAAGAAAAUUGUUAUAUUUGUGUUGAUAUGGACAGUCACGCUUAUGUCUGAAUGCUUCGUUCGUUACUAUUGUACUAAGAUUGAGGAGUGGGCUAAAGUCAGAUGUCGAUUUAUUGCUGUAAUAUAUUGUCGUUUGUAUGUGGUGUACAAUGUUCGAGAGCCAAUAAUGUCUUUUCUUGUUUGAUUGA
This is a messenger RNA of Lycium ferocissimum, 1237 nucleotides long. RefSeq names its product probable xyloglucan endotransglucosylase/hydrolase protein 7. The transcript is spliced from 4 exons. Bases 41 to 928 code for a protein of 295 amino acids. Gene Ontology annotation, biological process: cell wall biogenesis; xyloglucan metabolic process. Lineage: Eukaryota; Viridiplantae; Streptophyta; Magnoliopsida; Solanales; Solanaceae. Gene Ontology annotation, molecular function: hydrolase activity, hydrolyzing O-glycosyl compounds; xyloglucan:xyloglucosyl transferase activity. Gene Ontology annotation, cellular component: cell wall; apoplast. The record is from RefSeq and is a predicted model, not a curated record.